Molecule: messenger RNA, 1462 nt
Organism: Sander lucioperca (pikeperch)
Lineage: Eukaryota; Metazoa; Chordata; Actinopteri; Perciformes; Percidae
Gene: ftcdnl1
Product: formiminotransferase cyclodeaminase N-terminal like 1
Exons: 6
Coding region: 390-1382 (330 amino acids)
Molecular function (GO): transferase activity; folic acid binding
Source: RefSeq, a predicted model, not a curated record
AAUAAAUGCAGAAAGGAACACAUACAUAAAUACAGUCACGCAAAAGAAAUAGUAGUUACAAAAUUGUGCAAAAUACGCCACAUGCUGAUAAUUUACGAUAAUGUAGCGUCCUUCAGAAAACCCAAGGUUUCCAGUAGGGUGAAAACAGGAGUGAACCAUCUUUAGCUACACAUGCUAAAGUCUACUUGUGUACAUUUUAGUGGAUGUGGACCUACACGGACUGACAGCAGCUGCUCUAAAGUUAGUGCUCUGUUGGUGUUUACUUACAGAAAUCAGUGAAUUGCUCAUUUUCUCCGUGGUGCAACACCAGACUACAUGUCAAUGCUGAAAGAGAAUUCAAUGUAACACAGUCCUGCACUUUCAGCAGCAGCAGCAGCUGUGGCAGAAACAUGGCCUCAUCUUCCCUGGGCAGUAGGCUGGUGGCGUGUCUUCUCAACGUUUCCGAGGCUCACAGGAAAGACCUGGUGGAGACUGUGGCCAAGGCAGCCUUAUACAACGCUGAAGGUGUUAGACGCGAGGGGACCACAGUGCUGAACAUCUUCAAUGACCACGACUACAACCGUUCUGUCAUCACCAUUGUGGCCAGUAUCGACUCCAUCAGGGAGGCAGUUCUGUCUGCAUGCGAGAAAGCCUGCGGGCUGAUCGACAUGCGCGCUCACAGCGGGGUGCACCCAUGUAUGGGUGCUGUCGACCUCAUACCCAUCUACCCCCUGGGGGAGGACGUGGGGGUGGAGGACUGCGCUACAGAGGCUAGGGCUGUGGCUGAGGGACUCACAGAGCGGGUCCAGGGCACCAGUGCUUUCCUGUUUGGCUGGGCGGACUCCCCCCUUCAGCGGGGGCUGGCACAGAGGAGGAAAGAGAUGGGCUGGUUCAAAAAGACGCCAGACAUGCAGGCAAUCAGGCCCGACAUGGGGCCGCAGCCACAGAAACGAUUCGGUCUCACAGGUGUUGGGGCCAGUCCAUACGUCAUGAACUGCAACGUUACUAUCGACACCCAGGAUGUGGCCAUGGGACGCAGCAUCGCCGCGGCCAUCAGGGAGUCGGCCCCGGGGGGGCUGCCUGGGGUGCAGGUGCUUGCUUUGCCACAUCAGGGCGCCGUGGAAAUCGCCUGUAAUGUGGAAAGCGUGAAGGGGAGCCCAACUGGCGACACGAGUGCAGGCGAACCAUGGCCGUGUUUCAGCAUCGGCGGCCAGCCGUACCGUCAUGCGCCAGCUUCCCUGAUCACAGCGAGGGUGGCGGAGCUGGCAGGGAGGCACGGGGUCGGCGCCGUGGGCACGGCGCUGGUGGGGUUCACCCCCUGUGAGUGCAGGGGCCUGGCAGAGUUAGCACUGUCCCAAGGGAUUGCCGAGUUCUGGAAGGAGCAGGGCAGGAUACGUAUGUGAAAAUAGAAUCCUUGCCAAAACCAGUGAAAACUCACGCAAAAUUAGGGAUGGGCAAAAAGAUCUUACCAUGAUUUUUUUCA